Messenger RNA from Fonsecaea nubica, 1713 nucleotides. RefSeq lists its product as hypothetical. Gene Ontology annotation, molecular function: flavin adenine dinucleotide binding; electron-transferring-flavoprotein dehydrogenase activity. The transcript is spliced from 2 exons. Gene Ontology annotation, cellular component: cytoplasm. The coding region runs from base 1 to 1713 and encodes 570 amino acids. The record is from RefSeq and is a predicted model, not a curated record. Lineage: Eukaryota; Fungi; Ascomycota; Eurotiomycetes; Chaetothyriales; Herpotrichiellaceae.
AUGUUUACCAAAGCCUUUCUCUAUAUCAAACUGCUUGGCUUCGGUUUAUCUGCCUCUUUUGAGAGAUUAUGUAUCUAUAUAUCCACAUAUAUCCACCGAUUGAGGUACAAAUCUGUGCCUGACCCGCGCAACGUCGUGAUCAUAGGCGGCUCCUUCGCUGGGUAUUUUCUUGCCAAGCGACUCGCCGAGUCCCUUCCCACGGGGUACAGAGUAGUCUUGAUCGAUAAACAUUCCCAUUUCCACUUUACGUGGAAUUUCCCUCGCGCCACGGUCCUCGCGGGCCAGGAGCACAAUGCCAUCAUCCCGUAUCCGGACCAGGGCCCACGCAACGUUCCUGUCGGAGCGUACGUGUUCAAGCAGGGCUCUGUCAUCGCCAUCGAACCCGGCAAGGUCAUUCUGCAGGACGGAACAGAGAUUGCGUACGACUAUCUCGCCGUGGCGACCGGAUCGCGAUCGCGGUAUCCGGCGAGGCUCGACAAGGACGGGGACGGCGACGACAAGGCGAACUGUGUGAGAUUCUUCCAGGAGGAGCAGCAGCGCAUCGUGGCCUCCAAGGACAUUGUCAUCGUGGGCGGUGGUGCCGCGGGCGUCGAAGUCGCCUCAGACAUCAAGAGCAAGUAUCCGCAGAAAAGCGUCACGCUGGUGCAUUCCCGCGACAACCUGCUCAACAACUUCGGGGCCGAACUCCACGACAUUGCGAAGAAGGCGCUCGAAGAGCUCGGCAUCAAGCUGUACCUGGGGGACCGGGUGAUCGCGGGGUUGGAGGGGGAUGAUUCCAAGCAGAUCAAGCUUCGCAGCGGCAAUGUCAUCCAGUGUGAUCUAGUGAUCCGAUGCACAGGGCAAGCGGCCAACUCGGCGCUCCUGAAGAGCUUCUCCCCAAAGUCUGUGUCCCCGUCGGGCUCGAUCCUGGUAGAAAAGACGCUGCAGAUCCGAGACGCGCCCCGCAACAUAUUCGCCCUGGGCGACGUGAUCGACCUGCCCGGUCCGAAGAUGGGCCGCCCGGCCACGAUGCAAGGGUUCCUGGUCGCGGAGAACAUUCUGCGGGCGAUUCGAGGGGAUCAGAAGAACAGGAAGAGGAGGAAGGGGACGGACGCAGACGCCAACAAGACGGCGACAGCGGACACUUCCUUGCCGGCGGUCAAGUUGAAGGAGUAUACGCCGACAAUGGUCGAUUCAUCUAUCGAAUUGACAUUGGGUCUGGUGAGUUUUACAGUCCUGACACAUUCCUUACCCGUUUCCUUUCCCCUACACGCACCAUAUACACCCUACAUGAGAUACAUGAUCCACCAUGCACUCCAGCUCAGCACGACUAACGUCGCCGUCCACCUCCCUCCCCCUUCGCUGGAAGGGGGCCGGGCGGGCCUGGACCUGGCAAUAAUACAGGGCAAGAGUGUCAUGUUCAUCAGCGACGGCCACAAAAGCACGUCGAUCCCGCGCAAGAUGCCCGACGACGCGCUGCACGCGGCCCAGAUGUGGAAGAUCAUGGACGCCACGCCGUACGACGAUCCGAGCGACAAGAACAAGGCUGCGAUGGCGACAAGUACAACUACACCGACAACUGCUACUGCUACUGCUGCUCCUGCUGCCGCGUCGUCGUCGCUGUCGUUGUCGUCACAAACAGCCGAACUUUCCCCCGCUGCUGCUGCCACCGCCGCAGCCGCCGCGGCGGCCGGUGUCGCUGGCGUUGGUGUCCCUGUUGCCGCAAAGGUGUAG